Nilaparvata lugens (brown planthopper) is the source of this 619-nucleotide messenger RNA. Its product is annotated as chorion peroxidase-like. Gene Ontology annotation, biological process: response to oxidative stress. The record is from RefSeq and is a predicted model, not a curated record. Gene Ontology annotation, molecular function: heme binding; peroxidase activity. The annotation marks the transcript as partial. The transcript is spliced from 3 exons. Lineage: Eukaryota; Metazoa; Arthropoda; Insecta; Hemiptera; Delphacidae.
ACGCCCAUACAAACCACCACAGACACAUUUCCAAAGUGACAAAGGGAUGAAUAUUGCUGGAGUUUGUGCGCCCCCUGUGGACUGCAAUAUCAACUCCAAGUACAGAACAAUCACUGGGGCAUGUAACAACAAAGUACAGGUAGCAGCAUGGGGUCUAUCCAAUACAGCAUUGAACAGGCUGUUGCCGGCUGACUUUAGCGAUGGGAUAUCGGCGCCUCGAAAAAUGAGCAAUGGAAAGCCGCUUCCUUCUGCUCGACUGUUGAGAACACUGCUUUUUCCAAUUGAUAACUGUCCGUCACAUAUCAACGCAGAAUUACUAUUGCCUUGGGGAGGAGCAAUCGCUCAUGAUACAUCUCAUGUGGAUCCUAUAGGACUGGCUCAGGGGCUUCGUCUACAGGUUGUUGCUGUGCUGCAUCUACAGGUUGUGCCUGUAUCUCCACCGCUACCGCUGGCUGCUGUUCCACGCCCUGGCUGCUUUCUGCCUGCUGCGUUCCUGGUGGCUGAGUCACUUGGCGUGCCAACAAUGGCCGAUUCAAGUGGCAGGCGAAUCCUCCUCUGCUCCUGCCACCACUGCUCCGAUUUGAUCUGCAUGGUGUCGCCACAACUGCCCCUCCACUAA